CCCAUCAAAUUGCGUGCGUACGUUGGAGUGAAUGAAAAAGAAUCUAUGCUUUCCGUUUCAGUCACGAGCCGGCCACGCUUCCAUGCUUCAAUGAGACACGUGCAUGCGUGUGGCUCUCUAUACUAUACUCUCUUUAUGCUACCGGGCUCAUAAAUUCAUUCGCGUUUGCAUAAGAGUGGGGGAAGCAUAAUGAACUCGUCGUAUGCUGUUAUGGUUUCCCCCACCCAAAAAGGUUCAUUCGAACCAACCGAACACAGCACGAAGUGACGAUGAAAAGCAUUUCGGCUCUCUACCUCUCUCGCCGGUUCGAUGUGUUGUCCUGCAGCGAUCGCCCGCUGGGCGCGCCCUCCUUCCACUCACUCACCCGUCGAGAACCGCAGGCAAUCCAGAGCCCAGGGUUCAUCCUCUCUCACCCCGUCGAACAAUGCGGAAACAAAGCCCCGAUCCUGCCGCUCGCCCAACCACAGCCAACCGGGCGCAGUGGAACGAGCAUAGAGAGCAUAGAGGGUGAUAAAAAUCAUAAACAUUAACCGGCGGGAGUGGGGAUGGCACAUGCAUUGCAUGCGUUCGGCAUACGUCAUUAAAUCAGUCGGACGUCGUUUGUACACAUGACAAGUCACGUGUAGGCCUUCGGUCGCCGCGCAAAAACCGGAAAACACACAACAAAACAACACUUCUCGAAUAUAGGAAGAGAGGCGAAAGGCGCCCGGCGCGUGUCUACUAUACUCUAAGGUCUAAGGCAAAAGUUAAGGUGGUUGGUCACUUCAGAGGAAGAUUUCCGAAUUGCGUUUGUAGAACACCUGAUUCGAUUUGAAUAAUUUCCCGAUUGAAGUGAGAAGUGAUAGUGAUAGUCAACAAGUGAUAGUGAGUGGAAAUUAACUAAACUGCCAAAAAAUGGAUCAUCAUCUGCAUCACCAUCAUCAUCACAACACUCCGCUGCACUGGGGCUAUUCGACCGUCGGUGGUGGUGGCGGCGGCGUUGGUGCUGGACUAGUGCCGGUAGCCAGUUCCACCCCCAAUUCGACGACAGGUCAACAGCAGCAACAGCAGCAGCAGCAUAACAACAAUAACACGUGGACCCCACCAUCGUCCAAGGGUACCAAGCGGACGUUAUCUGAGUCGCUUUCGGAUGACGAUCUGUACUCGGAAGAGUCGUCUAAAGAACACACCUCACCUGGCGGAUCGGACAGCUGUCAACUGCUGAGUCGGAAGCGACGUCGCGGAGUCAUCGAGAAGAAACGGCGCGAUCGGAUCAACUCGUCCCUAUCGGAGCUGAAACGGUUGGUCCCCAGUGCGUACGAGAAGCAGGGCUCCGCCAAGCUGGAGAAAGCCGAAAUCCUCCAACUUACGGUGGAUCACCUGAAGCAACUGCAUGCACGAGGACUCGACGAUGCCAGCUACGAUCCGCAGCGUUUCGCCAUGGACUACCACAUCAUCGGCUUCCGGGAGUGCGUCGCCGAAGUGGCCCGCUAUCUAGUCUCCAUCGAGGGCAUGGACGUGCAAGAUCCCCUCCGGUUGCGGCUCAUGUCGCACCUGCAGUGUUUCCUCACGCAACGUGAACUCUCCUCCAAGGCCAAUGCCAGCCCCGCGUGGUCCCACAGCAGUUCGUAUCAAUCUGCGUACGCUCCACACUCCUCGUCCUACUACCACCAGAACUACGCGCCGCAAACUGCAUCCUCCUCAGCGCCGUACAUUCCACAGGUCGCCACCAUCCCGACACACGACCAAACGGCCCAUCAGGUGCCGCCGCACACGCUUCACGCGUCAGCCUACGCAACAAGUGCCACCGCCAGCGCACACGACCUGUACGCGAGUCAACACGACGCCACUUCCGGCAACCCACAAUCGCAGCAACAGCAGCAGCAGCAGCAAUCCCAAUCCGCCGACCAAAGCGACCCCACCUACACCGACAUCUCAAACCUGCGAGGUGGCUACGGAAACGCAGCUGGGUACUCCGUAAGCACCUCCACCCACGGCUACAGCUCCACCUCCAACAGCUACAACAACAACUCGUCGAAACCCUACCGACCUUGGGGCGCUGAAAUGGCUUGCUAGGGGGCAAGAAAAAAAUUUCCCAUACCGGGAAUCGAACCCGGGCCUUCUGGGUGAAAGCCAGAUAUCCUAGCCACUAGACCAUAUGGGAUAUACAUCAGCUGGUCUACCAAGUCAUUUCACACCGCAACCGCUUUAAUCGUACCAAAGUGAUAGAUUUCAUUCGAUUUCCUAUUGAAACAAUAACACACCAGUAUAAUAUACCAUCUCCUUUUACAUGUGUACAGUGAUAGUGAUAAGAUAGUGGACUGACAAGUGCAGACAAGACAAUCGCCAAAGAAGUCAAAACGGUUUUGAUACAAUUUAUACACAAACAUUCUUUUGCCUUUCCCAUUCAAAGGGGAUGUGAGCUUUAAAUACCUGUAAAUAUCAACACAGACGUGUAUUAGCGGGUAUACUCUCGCAGAAACAGAUUUCCCCCUCUCUUUCGUGUGGUUUUCCACACCCAACACCGCCGCCGGUGGUUAUUUAUUUUUAGAACACCAUGCAGAUCUUUUGUACUUUUAAACAUUCAUACCAAAACCGAACGAAACACCACCAGAGAUGAGAGAAGACACAUUGCCUUCGUCGUCGAUGGAUGGAUGAUAGACAUAGGUACCUAGCUUUAAGGCCGGAACUAAUCGAGUCAAUUAGAUGAGUAAGUGCGUCGUGUGUGCUGAAAGGAACAGGAGGGAUAUUUUCCCUCCUCAAGCUUUAUUCCUUAGAGAGAGUUUUAAAUUUAAUUCUACCUGGUAGGUUGGUAGCUAUUUAUAGCAGAUUGCAAGAAAAAUUUUAAUGAACCAACGAAAUCGGUGUUGUGAUUUCUCCUCGAGGAGCUUUUGCGAAAAGAGUUUUUUUGCUAUACUAUAUUUGUACAUGCACAUAGGAUUUUUUAUGAGAAUUUUACUGAAAGUGAAUUACCAAAACAAUAAAUUUAU
Aedes albopictus (Asian tiger mosquito) is the source of this 2969-nucleotide messenger RNA. It is a transcript of the gene Hey, whose product is annotated as hairy/enhancer-of-split related with YRPW motif protein. Lineage: Eukaryota; Metazoa; Arthropoda; Insecta; Diptera; Culicidae. Gene Ontology annotation, biological process: regulation of transcription by RNA polymerase II; regulation of neurogenesis; anterior/posterior pattern specification. Gene Ontology annotation, molecular function: protein dimerization activity; RNA polymerase II cis-regulatory region sequence-specific DNA binding; DNA-binding transcription factor activity, RNA polymerase II-specific. Gene Ontology annotation, cellular component: nucleus. Bases 895 to 2055 code for a protein of 386 amino acids. The transcript has 3 exons. The record is from RefSeq and is a predicted model, not a curated record.